This is a messenger RNA of Ceraceosorus guamensis, 1274 nucleotides long. Its product is annotated as Sec20-domain-containing protein. Gene Ontology annotation, molecular function: SNAP receptor activity. Gene Ontology annotation, cellular component: endoplasmic reticulum; SNARE complex. NCBI's taxonomy places the organism in Eukaryota, Fungi, Basidiomycota, Exobasidiomycetes, Ceraceosorales, Ceraceosoraceae. The record is from RefSeq and is a predicted model, not a curated record. The transcript is spliced from 3 exons. The coding region runs from base 93 to 1139 and encodes 348 amino acids. Gene Ontology annotation, biological process: retrograde vesicle-mediated transport, Golgi to endoplasmic reticulum.
AUUGAGCACGCAUCGACCGCGAAUCGCUUACCAUCGAGCACGCAUCCCCAUCCCCAUUGCUUACUGCAGCUGCCCCACAUUCUGCCCACGCCAUGUCGACCCCCACCCACUCUGCGCUGCAGCAAUCGCGCACAUCCAUCGAGCGUCGUUUGUCCGAUCUUUCGACGCAUCAGAUUCCUCGCUUGCGAUCAUGCGACAGCGUAGCAGAACUGCAAGCGGCCGAAAGAGAGGGGAAUGCGAGUGUGAGAGAGGCGAGGGAGUUGGUGCAGGAGAUGAGGCUGGAUUGCGAUGAGCUGGAAGGCAGCGAAGCGCAAGAGUGGAGAGAGAGGAUAGGGGAGAUCAUGGCACAGCUGGACAGGUCACAGGCAGAGUGGAGGAGAGCACUGUUGAUGGCCAGGCAAGUCAUCUCUCGCUCCCACACCGCAUCCGCACGCAGAGAGUUGGGCUUGGACUCAAACUCGCAAUACAAUGCCAACUCCUCAAGUGCACAGACGCAAGCACAAGGCGAUGACAAGCUGGCCACGGCAUCGCAGUCAGUGACGGAUGCAUUGCAGCGCACAGUGCAGCUCAUGUCCUUUGAGCUUCAAAAAUCAUCCUACUCUUCCGCCUUGCUGGACGAAUCCUCCAACUCUCUGCUCACGCUGCAAUCCUCCUACACCUCCUUUGGCGAUAUCCUGCGCAAUUCCAAAGGCUUGAUUCAGAGCAUGGAGAGGCAGGAUCUGCUCGAUGCUCUCCUGCUCCUCUUGGCUGCCCUAUUCUUUGCAGGCUGCGUGGCUUACAUUGUCAAAGUGAGGGUGUGGGAUAGGGGCGUAGGCCUUCUCUCCUUUGUCUGGAGAGUGGUCACGCUGGGAAGGAGCGGCGGCGCGGCGGCAGGCAAGUUGAAAGAGGCUGCAAAGGAAAAGGCCAGCAGGUUGGCAUUGCAGAGCAGCGCGUCGUCGGCCAGCAGGAGCUCGAAAGAGGCGCUCAUCGCUGCUGCUGCUGCCUCCUCCACCACCGCCAUCAACAAGGCUGCGCAGGCGCUCCAAGCCGCUUCUACUACGCAUGCUGUCGACGAUCCGAUUGGGCAUCAGCACGCCGACACGACGCACUCGCACAACUCCGACCAUACGCCAAGAGAAGUGAUUCACGAAGAAUUGUAACAUUACGUUUCAGGGGUCCAUCAUCAAUGCAACUAUCGCCGCGCGAUAACCAUAGACAAUCACGCGCGACCUGACGUUCCAUCGAGCUGGCUCUCAGGUGUGCAAAGGUUGAUAUGUUCGAGGGGUGAUGAAGCA